Messenger RNA from Filobasidium floriforme, 2943 nucleotides. Its product is annotated as putative peripheral protein of the cytosolic face of the mitochondrial outer membrane. The coding region runs from base 252 to 2744 and encodes 830 amino acids. The record is from RefSeq and is a predicted model, not a curated record. Gene Ontology annotation, molecular function: protein binding. The transcript is spliced from 6 exons. NCBI's taxonomy places the organism in Eukaryota, Fungi, Basidiomycota, Tremellomycetes, Filobasidiales, Filobasidiaceae.
GGUCGAACGCGUCUCAUCCUCGCGCGACUUAAUCAACCAGAGCCCCAAGCGGACAUCGAGCGUCUAUUUAUGAUGUCCGUGUAAUCAUGUUCACCCCAUCUCCCCGCUCACGAUGACGAUGAGGAGGACGACCUCAGAGUCAUCCAAUGAAGCGUAGACGAGGUGAAUCCUAGUUAUAUACUUCGUUGCGAAGCCCCUGCAGUGGGCAAGACUCUUGACAUAGCACAACCUCUGACCUCGAUGCAUCAUCGAUGAGCAACCAAAAGAGCUCACGUCGCCCCUUGAGCGACGCCCUGGAACCCAUCGCGGCCACCUUGGCGAGCUCGAGCAAUACGCUCAGCAUCGUCAAGGAGGCGCUCAUGACCCCGUUUCAUGGCGAAUCUCGGCGGGCAGAGGGUUUGAGCAAGCUUAACGAUCUCGUCCCGCAUGUCAUCUCCGCCCAAUCCAUGAAGACCUCCCAAGGCGCAUCCCGAGCUCUCGGAUACGGUCAAAACAACUCCCGGCUGGCUAUCAAGGAUAAUGCCAGCUUCACCACUCGUCUAGGACAUUAUACCACCCAUAUCCCUUAUAAACAGCCGGCAGAGACAUCGACCUCGUUGGCCAUCCUCGAGAACGUACCUGCGCUCUUGAACCUCUCGAUCCCGGGAAGCAAUUCCAACCCGAGUUCGUCGUCAUCGGAUAGCAGCCGUCUGCUGGAGAACAGAGCGGGAGAAGGAACGGAGAGCACGGUCUCCCUGAUCAGGGGGUUCAAGGCGACCAUUCCGACUUCGGAGCUCGCUAAACAACGGAGACGUCGAGUUCGUGGAGGCGUAGCGGACGACGACCUCUUGCUCCUCGAUGCUCCUGGCAACAAGAUCGGCUUGAAAAAGCUCGGCGAUCGAGCCCGGGGUUUAUUGACCAACGAGGGCGAAGAACAGACCGAGCUCGAGUUAGAAGAGGAGCGGUCGAGAGCGAGAAAGUCUAGGAGGAGACGGUUGAGGAAGGGCAGAGGAGGCAAGGGGGAGGGAGCGAGAGAGAUGGGGAUCAUGGAAGGUUUGGGGCUGGACGAGCUCACGAGGCAGGUCAAGGAGAUUGCGGUGGACAAGGACAACUUGACCGUGAGAAAGAACCUGAUCGCCGCCGAGAUAGAUAGCGUCACGGUAAAGAUCGACGCUCUCGAGGUGAUCCGACGUCGGCUAGAGGGCAGCAUGAUCAAGAUGCAAGAGGAAGAACUCGAGCUCGAAGACGAACUUGAGGGUGUCAAGGAGGCCAUGACCAACCCAGCCAUCGCUACGACUUCGUCGUCAACAUCGGCACAGGACCACUCGAAACCUUCAUCCGGCACUAAUGCACAAAACUCAUCCUCGCUACCUUCGCGAAGACGACGAGGACCGGCAUUCUUGCCUUCGGAGCACGACGAGCUACCAAAGGACGUGGCAUUCAUGACCCUCUCUUCCCAUCCGGGAGGGAUAACAUCGCUCGACUUUUCCGAACCGUAUGGCGUGGCCGUGACUGCUGGUCAGGAUGACACGGUUCGGGUCUGGGAUCUCUGCGACGGAGAAGAGAUGGGCCUGUUGAGGGGCCAUGAUGGACUCGUCAAGUGCGUCCAGGUUGAGGGAGCCGUGGCAUUGACAGGCGGCAGCGAUGGGGCCGUACGACUAUGGGAAUUGGGUCGGGUCGAAGAAUGGGAAGAGUCUCGACGCGAGGCCGAGGAAAAGCGGAGAAGGGGGCUGGAUGGCCUCUUGGACGCUAGUGCGGACCACAGACUACCCAACGUUCGAGCAGACAUGAUCGACGAGCACACCUCGAGGCAAGGUCGGGACGAGGACGAGGAUCGCGAACUGGCGAACGUCGAAAAGGAUAAACGGCUCGAAGGCGAUCCUUGCCUCCGAGUGCUAGAGGGGCACAGCAAGAGCAUCACCUCGCUAUACUACGAAGACAACUGUCUGGUAACGGGUUCUAACGACAAGACGGUCCGACAGUGGGACGUCAAUACAGGUCAAUGUAUCCUCACCAUGGAUAUCCUGUGGGCCAUCUCGAACCCUCCGGCCAUGACGAUUAACACGAUCAACCCGGCUACGACGCCCGUCUCUUCACCUCGUCGACCGGGAAUCUUGGGUAGAGGGUCGACGUAUAGGAAUUCGAUCUCUUCCCCAUAUGCUGGCGGAGGGGAUUAUGAUCCGUUUGACGAUCCGUUCCUCGCCUCGCCUGGACCGGGGAUGAUGAUGGGUAUGCCAGGGUCCGGGGUUCUGAACGCGACGACGGGGCAGUUUGCCGUACCCACCCCACCGUUUGCCGAUGGGAGCUGGGAAAUGUACCAGGACUUUGUGGGAGGGGUGCAAUUUUGGGGAUAUGCUUUGGCUACUGGAAGCGGGGAUGGAGGGGUUAGGAUGUGGGACAUGCGAACGGGUCAAGCGCACCGAACGCUCAUAGGGCACAUGGGCCCCGUCACGUGCUUGCAAUUCGACGAGUCUUACAUCAUCAGCGGUAGCCUAGACAAGACCAUACGGACAUGGGACCUCCGCACGGGCAGCAUCGUUGACACGCUCAAAUACGACUUCCCUGUUACGGCCGUUCAAUUCGACAGCCGCAAGAUUGUCGCCUGUACGGGUGAGAACGGGGUCGAGGUCUACAACCGAACGUCGGGCGAGCACAAGAAGCUCGUCGUCAACGGACACGUCAAGCCGGUGGAGAGGAUGAGGUUUUGGGACAAGUACCUCGUCAGCGGAGGCAAGGAUGGCGAGAUCAAGGUGUGGUCAUUGUAGAUGUGUAUAUGGGGCGACGAAUGUGCAGAAAUGAUAGGCGCAUCCUCCUUCUUCCCCGGAUCAAGGACACGGUCGUGAUGGGCCCCGUGCUGCCGCGCGCCGGUAUCAUCGUAUUUGCAUCCGCGAGAGAGCGAGUAGCCGGCAAUUGAGCCGGUUACCUUGCCAUUCCCCCCCGCUUGCCCUCCUCCUUCCCAUUGUG